UGCGCGUUUCAAAGUGUUCUUUUCGCAUUUUCAAAAACUGCGAUCGUACGAAAACUAAAUUUAAAAAAAAAUAAGGUCUUACAAAAAUGGAUGACGAAGACGACGAGUGGAUAGGAGAGUGUCUUUUAGUGGCUGGUUUCAUCACUGGUAUCGUCGUGAUCACGCUCUGCAUCUCCGUUUAUUACAUCUGUUGUCAUUGCCCGAGACAAGCGAAUCGCCGCAAAGCCAAACACGCUCAACAGCGGCGACUCCGACAGCCAUCCGUUGCUUCAACGACUGUUGAUUGUCACGAAAGUUGUCACGGAACUGAAUAUCAGCCGGACGGCGAUAUCGCGACGCAAGAAUUUCCUUCUUUUGUUUCCAUAGCGACGCAACACAACGUCGAAAGUGCACCGCCACCGUAUUACAUCAGUGAAGAUGAUCCCCCACCGCCGUAUUCAAUCGAUGACGCAUCCGCUGAAAUCAUUACUGAGAAACCGGCGAGUACUAACUAGUGGCCCAGCUGUAAAAGCUGCGGAUCAAAUCAUAUGUCAACGCGAUGGCGCCAUGGGACGUGAAUCCUGCAAGGCUAACAACGUUAUACUUUUUUGGCUAAAUGCAAAUCACCAAGAAUUAUGUUAGAAACUGGAAUAGAAAUGAAAAUUCGCUGAAAAUUCCUGUCUCGAAAUUUGAAAAUGGAGCUACAAGGUGAAGUGAAAUUUAUCCCGACUGCGAAAAAAAAAUAAAAUGAAACUAGAACACGACACACCAAAAUGUCAAGGUUCCAUGACGAAUACUCUUAAUUAGCCAUCUCAUUAAAAAUCGUGUCUAUAUACUGGACGUUAUCAAAUACAAAGAAAUGCGGAUUGUACACCGUAUCAAUGUCA
Messenger RNA from Daphnia carinata, 866 nucleotides. RefSeq lists its product as uncharacterized. NCBI's taxonomy places the organism in Eukaryota, Metazoa, Arthropoda, Branchiopoda, Diplostraca, Daphniidae. The transcript has 2 exons. The record is from RefSeq and is a predicted model, not a curated record. The coding region runs from base 87 to 494 and encodes 135 amino acids.